Molecule: messenger RNA, 1774 nt
Organism: Salvelinus namaycush (lake trout)
Lineage: Eukaryota; Metazoa; Chordata; Actinopteri; Salmoniformes; Salmonidae
Product: N-terminal EF-hand calcium-binding protein 2-like
Exons: 13
Coding region: 1-1293 (430 amino acids)
Biological process (GO): regulation of amyloid precursor protein biosynthetic process
Cellular component (GO): cytoplasm
Molecular function (GO): calcium ion binding
Source: RefSeq, a predicted model, not a curated record
AUGUGUGAGCAAGCAGCGCGCUACUGCAGGGACGGUGUCCACAAACUGCUCCAAAAAGAACAACCGAAACUCCGGGCUCAGGACAGCAAAGAGCAACCAAAACCCGUGGCCGAGGAAAGCGAGUCAGCGACGGCUGCACAGUUUGGAAACAGCGGCGCCCAGCCCGGUGGAAUUGACGGGCUCGUCCGCUGGAUAGUCACCAAGAUGAGCGACAACAAAAGCAUCUCUACCCGGGAAUACGCGAAGGAGGAGGCAGCGGUUGCCCAAGAGCAGUUCUUCGCACCAGAGCCACGGAAAGGCAUCUCUGUAAUAUUGGAUAUUUUCCGGAGAGCUGAUAAGGAUGAUGAUGGGAAGCUAUCUCUGGACGAGUUCCAGGCGUUCUUCUCCGACGGGACGCUGAACGAGGAAGAACUGGAGAAGCUGUUUCACACAAUUGACUCUGAUAACACCAGUAAUGUUGACACUAAGGAACUCUGUGACUACUUUGCCAAACACAUGGGUGACUAUGAGGGUGUACUGGCCUCCCUGGAGACUCUCAACCUGUCCAUCCUCAGAGCCAUGGACUUCACCAAGAAGGUGUACGAACGAGGGACCAACGUGGAGCAAUUUGUUACCCGCUUCCUGUUGAAGGAAUCAGCCAAUCAGAUCCAUUCUCUGCUGAACUCGGUGGAGAGUGCUGUGGACGCUAUUGACGAACAGCACUGUAGUCAGUCAGGGUACCCUAUUAAGGUCAGUCAACAGGUUCCAGAGAAAUGUUAUGAGAACCCAGUGCCUGACUACCCUCCUAACAACAGAAUCAGUGCUGCUAAGGAUGCUGCCCCAAGGAUCAUCAACACUGCUACAGGGGUGGUGGAGGUAAGGAAAGAGACGCUGGAGGCACAGAUCAACCGACUAGCUGAGCUGAUUGGACGCCUUGAGAACAAGACAGUUUGGUUUGACCUGCAUCAGAGGCUAACAGACACUGAUGGCACAGCCAGCGCAUCCCUGUACCUGAUUCGUCAGGAGAUGACGGUAUCCCAGAAGCAGCUGGGAGAAUUCUGUGAGGCCCUGAAGCAGUACCUGAAGAAUGUCUCUGCUGAAAGAGACUGCUUCCAUGUGACUGCAGUGCGGCUGCCAGAUGGGCUCUCCUUCGUGGUGUAUGAGUUCUGGGAUGGAGAGGAGGAGUGGAAAAAGCACCUCCAGGCUGCAUCCUUCAAGGCCUUUCAACAUGUUAAAGUUGACACUCUGUGCCAGCCUGAGGCUGUGUCCACUGUUGCUGUGCCAGCCGCCUGGUGCAGCCUGAGCAGAGACUGAUGGGGGUGGGGACGCAUCGCCUAAGUCCACAACACCCCCAUCCUUAGCUCCCACAUACCCCCUUUACCUCACUCUCACUCUCACCCCCACAAUCCCUCUUUCUCUCUUUUGUAAGUACAUGUUUACACAGUGUCUGUUUGAUAUUGAGACAAAAUGGAAGGCACCAAUUGCAGUGAAUAUUAAACAGUGCAUUAAAGCGAGAUUACCGCCAUCCAAUGCAUUUGUUCAUUAUAUCGUUCACCCUCAAGUCAUUGUAGAAAUGAGGUGAACAGUUAACCUGCUUUUGAGGCUCUAGUGCAUGUCAUCAAUUUUGACUAAAAGACAUGAACCUGCUGUUGCUGCUAAUGACAGUAAUAGAGCCCUCAACAUUCAUCUCUAUCAAGCUGUGAAGGUUCGUUUUUUUUCGUUGUGUUAAGAGUACUUGUAUGAAUCAGCAAUGGAUAUAUUAGCUGUUAAAGUCUAGUAAAAUUAUAUGAAAACA